AUGUACAAGUUGGGGCAUUGUGGCGGUGAUGUGAGAUUGAGGAAUAUUAUCUCGGGACAUUUGGAAGUGCGUGACUUCUAUGACCACGAAGAAGAUGAUGUCGGAGGCUACAUAGCCGACUUCAAGCGACACGUUGCAGUAAGAGGACGUGCGAUUCCACAUCGUCGGGGACGUCCGGUAAGUCGUCUCAGUUUGAGACGACGACGACCUGCUGCAGAAGCGCUCGAUGAAGUCGUACCAGCACGAAGAGCACGAAUCGAGGCCGUACAGGAUAUUCCGCGUAACGAGCGGAACAUACCCGUGAUCACAUUAUCACCCGAUGUGAUGAUUCGCAGGAAAUCGCAGCUUUUCGUGUGCCCAGUCCAGCUGAAGAAGAAGAAUAUCACGAUAUUUCGCCACGAGUACGUGAAAAUGAAGAAGAGAAGGAAGAAGAAGAAGAAGAAGAAGAACAGACUCAAGAAGCGGUUGAGCGGGGAGAAGACAAUACUGAGAGUGAGGAGGAGGAGGAGGAAGAUGCUAGAGACUACCCCAUUGAUGUUGAAGGUAAUAAUAUUCUAUACUUAA
Trachymyrmex cornetzi is the source of this 564-nucleotide messenger RNA. RefSeq lists its product as uncharacterized. The record is from RefSeq and is a predicted model, not a curated record. The transcript has 6 exons. The coding region runs from base 1 to 564 and encodes 187 amino acids. Lineage: Eukaryota; Metazoa; Arthropoda; Insecta; Hymenoptera; Formicidae.